GAAGCAAAGUCGCGUUAGAGUCGGUCGCAUAAGUCGGCUUCCCACCUCUACAUAAACCCACAAACACCCGUCUUCCUUCGCAUUCCAGUUCUCCUUUUCCUAACUAUCUCAAAGAAAAACUCUCCAAGUUUUCGGUUUCCUAACGCGCCGGCUUCAAGAUGCAGAUCUUUGUGAAGACUCUAACUGGCAAAACCAUCACUCUCGAGGUUGAGAGCUCUGAUACUAUUGACAAUGUCAAGGCCAAGAUUCAAGAUAAGGAAGGAAUUCCUCCUGAUCAGCAGAGAUUGAUCUUUGCUGGAAAGCAACUUGAAGAUGGCCGAACCCUUGCAGAUUACAAUAUCCAGAAGGAGUCGACACUCCACCUUGUCCUCCGCCUUCGUGGUGGAAUGCAGAUUUUUGUGAAAACCCUUACGGGGAAGACUAUCACUCUUGAGGUGGAGAGCUCAGAUACCAUUGACAAUGUCAAAGCGAAGAUCCAGGACAAGGAAGGAAUUCCUCCUGAUCAGCAGAGAUUGAUCUUUGCUGGAAAGCAACUUGAAGAUGGCCGAACCCUUGCAGAUUACAAUAUCCAAAAGGAGUCUACACUCCACCUUGUCCUCCGCCUUCGUGGUGGAAUGCAGAUUUUUGUGAAAACCCUUACGGGGAAGACGAUUACUCUGGAAGUUGAGAGCUCAGAUACCAUUGACAAUGUUAAGGCAAAAAUCCAGGACAAGGAAGGGAUUCCUCCUGACCAGCAGAGAUUGAUUUUUGCUGGCAAGCAACUUGAAGAUGGCCGAACCCUUGCUGAUUACAAUAUCCAAAAGGAGUCUACACUCCACCUUGUCCUCAGGCUUCGUGGUGGAAUGCAGAUUUUUGUAAAGACUCUUACUGGUAAGACGAUUACUCUGGAAGUUGAAAGUUCAGAUACAAUUGACAAUGUUAAGGCAAAAAUCCAGGACAAAGAAGGAAUCCCUCCUGACCAGCAGAGAUUGAUCUUUGCCGGUAAACAACUUGAAGAUGGAAGGACGCUGGCAGAUUACAAUAUCCAGAAAGAAUCAACCCUUCAUCUUGUGCUGCGGUUGAGGGGUGGAAUGCAAAUAUUUGUCAAAACUUUGACUGGAAAGACCAUCACUUUAGAGGUUGAGAGUUCGGAUACAAUUGACAAUGUUAAGGCGAAGAUUCAGGAUAAAGAAGGUAUUCCUCCGGACCAGCAGCGCUUGAUCUUUGCUGGUAAGCAGCUUGAAGAUGGCAGAACUCUUGCUGAUUAUAACAUCCAAAAGGAGUCAACUCUUCAUCUUGUCUUGCGGCUGAGGGGAGGGAUGCAAAUUUUUGUUAAGACCUUGACUGGAAAAACAAUCACUCUGGAGGUGGAGAGUUCAGAUACAAUUGAUAAUGUGAAGGCAAAGAUUCAAGACAAGGAGGGGAUUCCACCAGAUCAACAACGGCUCAUCUUUGCUGGGAAGCAGCUUGAGGAUGGCCGUACACUUGCCGAUUAUAAUAUCCAGAAAGAGUCAACUCUUCACCUUGUGCUCCGCCUUCGUGGUGGUCACUUCUGAGGUUCAAAGCUCUGUAUCAUCAAUCAAAAAGUGAUGGAGGUCUAAAUGUUUGGUCAAGUUGAAUUUGCUGUGUUUCUAUUUUCCGAAUGUCCCUUUGUUAAGAUGUGUUGGGUUUUCUAGUUACUACUAGUAGGAAGUAUUAUUGCUAAUAAAAUUGAGCUUCAGCCUCAAGUUGGGUUAUAACCUGGACUUCAGUUUUUGUUUUCUUUUGAAGGAAAAACAACUUUAUUGCUAAUAAAAUUGAGCCUCAGCGUCAAGGGUCUCAGACAAAGAGGCUGGGGGAAUUUUCCCUUCAA
Sesamum indicum (sesame) is the source of this 1831-nucleotide messenger RNA. RefSeq names its product polyubiquitin. NCBI's taxonomy places the organism in Eukaryota, Viridiplantae, Streptophyta, Magnoliopsida, Lamiales, Pedaliaceae. Gene Ontology annotation, molecular function: protein binding. The record is from RefSeq and is a predicted model, not a curated record.